UACAAAUACCAAUGGUGGUGUUUAAAUAUGGAAUAUAGAAAUAUUUAGCUUGCCUUUUAUGUGGGUUAAGUUAGCUCUGUCACGGUUACUGCUAGGUGGAUAUUUUCUGCAUUGGGCGUGCAAACGGUGUUGUGUGUGUGUGUGUGUGUGUUCCAGUCUGAACCAUGGAACAGUGUGCCUGUGUUGAGCGGGAGCUGGAGAAAGUGCUUCAUCGCUUUGUAAUGUACGGCCACCAGUCUGAGGAGAGGCUAGACGAGCUCCUGCGCAGUGUCUGCGAGAUACGUGGACAGCUAGUUGCUUUUGGAGUACAAGAUGCGGACUUGUCAGUCCUGUCUCAGACCAUGGCACAGUGUUGUAAGAAUAUCAAAGAAACAGUGCAGAUGCUAGCCUCCCGACAUAAGGACAUCCAUGGCAGUGUGUCGAAAGUGGGCAAAGCCAUUGACCGGAAUUUUGACGCAGAAAUCAGUGCUGUGGUGGCAGAGACGGUGUGGGAGACCCCAGAGAGACAGAAAUAUUUGAGUGAGACAAUUGUGGAGCACCUUUACAGACAAGGGAUGCUCAGUGUAGCAGAGGAUCUUUGUCAGGAGUCUGGUGUAGUUAUAGAUAUGAGUAUGAAGCAGCCUUUCCUGGAGCUGAACAGAAUCCUUGAAGCUCUAAGGAUGCAAGACCUCAGGCCGGCACUAGAGUGGGCUGUGUCGAAUCGCCAGCGCCUUUUGGACCUGAACAGCAGUUUAGAGUUCAAGUUGCACCGCUUGUACUUCAUCAGCCUGCUCAGUGGGGGAAUCAACAACCAAAUGGAGGCCUUGCAGUAUGCCAGGCACUUCCAACCCUUCGCCUCUCAGCACCAGAGAGAUAUUCAGAUCCUGAUGGGCAGUCUGGUGUACCUGCGUCACGGCAUUGAUAACUCUCCGUACCGCACUCUGCUGGAGACGAACCAGUGGGCCGAGAUCUGUAACAUCUUCACCAGGGAUGCCUGCGCUUUGCUGGGUCUCUCUGUAGAGUCUCCACUCAGUGUUAGUUUUGCAUCAGGCUGUAUGGCCUUGCCAGUGCUGAUGAACAUCAAGCAGGUGAUCGAGCAGAGACAGUGCAGUGGAGUCUGGACGCACAAAGAUGAGUUGCCUAUUGAAAUCGACCUCGGGAAGAAGUGCUGGUACCACUCUGUGUUUGCCUGCCCGAUCCUCAGACAGCAAACCUCAGAGAGCAAUCCUCCCAUGAAGCUCAUCUGUGGGCACGUCAUCUCCAGAGAUGCCCUCAACAAACUGACUAAUGCUGGGAAGUUGAAAUGUCCGUACUGCCCCAUGGAGCAGAAUCCGUCACAUGCCAAGCAGAUCUACUUUUGAUACCGCACAUUUCUUCACAAGUAAGGAUAAAGUUCCCUGGAGCUGUUUGCAUUUCCAGGACCAUUCGCUCUGGCCCUUUCCCUCUGUCCCUGGCCUCUUGCCCUUUUUAUUCUAAGCAUUACGGUUGAGUCCCAGUGCUCCUCUGGACACCCUCGGCCUUCCCGGCACUCACCUUGGACCCUCCGACUUUGCGUAGUAUACAGAGUCCAGCGGGGACGGUCCAAGUAUGACCCUAGCCGAGAGAGAGGAGUCUCGAUGUCAGUAAUGAGAGCAUCCUCGCAAAGAAGCACCUCUGAAAAAAGGUCCAUUCGUUGAAACUCAUUUGCAGACACCUGCAUAGUCAUAGGCUUAUCUUUCUUAAGUAUGUAAUACUUUAUAGUGGUAUUUUCUUCCGACUUUAUAAAAUUGUUUGAGUUGGAUGACUGCUUUUUAUUUCAUUUUCUUUUUUGUGACCGAAGCAGCUGAAUGAUUAUGGUCGGGUGAGUGUGGGGAAAUGAUUUAGAUUUUCAGUUUUCAGAAUGGUAAUUAAAGUCUUUGAAACAUUAAGGAAAAACCACAAAAACAGUUGCUGGUGAAGGGAUCUGCGGGGGUUGCUCUUGUACCGAACUCUUGAUUGUGACCCAUUACUCCAUAAUGUAAUAAAGGCCUCACGUAGCUCGAAAGUCAGUGUUGGCCGAUGAAACCAUUUGAGCAGCAAAACCAUUCACUCAUUAAUGGUGGAACAGCUUAUUCUUUUUUUUUUUUCGUGACUGACGGCACCAGCGAGAUUUUCCUCCAUUGUAGAAGCUAUAUGUCUUGUUCUAUGUAUGUAUUUAACAAACCGUGACAAAAAGGAAAACAAAAAAUAUAUACUACUGUGAAAUGUGCUUUUUGUUUUUACUUUUCAUUGCAACACAAAAAACACUCACGUAAAAAAGCAAAUUUGGCAGCUCUCAAGACAAAGGACUCAACAGUUCACGUCCCGGGUGUGUCGUCCCCUCACUCUGCUCCGCACUGUGUGUCCUAAGCUGGCGAGCCGUGUGAUUUGGAGAUGUGAAGUGGUGUGACGGUAGCCGUGUGCUCUGGCUUGCAGUGACUGUGGGCUUAUGAUUCAGCUUUUACUCGUCGUGGGUGGGAGAACUCCUCCGAUCGUUUGUGGCUGUUUAAUAAAUACUUUGAUAAUGCUGCUGCUGCUGCAUAGCUUUUAUUUGAGAUGGAGUCAAAAUAGAAACAUUAAAAUCUAUACAUUUCCUCAGGGCUCAUCGUAACAGUUCACACCACAUUUUUCAUUUCGUAUUAAAGUUGUACAUUUAUAUAAGGAGGCUUGAACAAAGAUGACACAUGCUUCACUGCUGAGGUUAAUGGUUUGCAGUAUGUAUAUAUUAUUCAGAGGGUGUUGUGUAGGCGUGCCCUUGGAAAGAAACGCGUCACAAGUUCACAUGCAUUUGGACGUACCGUAGAGUAUGUUUUAGAUGAUCAAUAAUUAAAGUGCAAGCUCCCCGGGUGCUCUGGGAAAUGGUGAUGUCACCUCACACUCCCGUGAGGCUCAUUUGUUCAGCGCGCAGCAGCACAGCUCUCUGAUGCAACAUUACACUCAGUUUUAAGUCUGCGUUCAGGAUUAUUUUUCCAAACGUUGGUUUCUUUUGGAAAUUGGUUAAAGCACAUGUUACAUUUGCGUGGACCUUUUUUCUUGUUUUCUUUCUUUGGUUGACAAUCAUUCACUGCUUCACUGAAUUUUUCCCUACAGCUAGCGCUCUGUACUUCUGCCCUGUUUAUUUUGUUCAAUGUUUGCAUUUUUUGUAAAUAUUUACCCUCUAACAUGUUUCAUAUACUUGCAUCUGAAAUCAAAAUAAAAAUGUAUACUCCAAGUCAUUUGGAGUAAUGGCAUUUGCUGAUGUUCUGACCCCACUAUGACUUUUUCCCCUUCCUAGAUUUAAAGAUGUUUCGCCUUUGAGUUCAUCACCACCUGGUGGCGUUAUUGCUGCAUUAUCCAUACUUGGGAAUAAAUGGUCUUCAAGUGUAUUAAAUCUCAAA
This is a messenger RNA of Gasterosteus aculeatus aculeatus (three-spined stickleback), 3353 nucleotides long. RefSeq names its product required for meiotic nuclear division 5 homolog B (gene rmnd5b). Gene Ontology annotation, biological process: proteasome-mediated ubiquitin-dependent protein catabolic process. Gene Ontology annotation, cellular component: cytoplasm; nucleus; GID complex. The record is from RefSeq and is a predicted model, not a curated record. NCBI's taxonomy places the organism in Eukaryota, Metazoa, Chordata, Actinopteri, Perciformes, Gasterosteidae. Gene Ontology annotation, molecular function: protein binding; ubiquitin protein ligase activity.